AUGCUGCCACUGGAUGCGACGUGAGAUCAUAUAUUGAGGGCUUCAUCUGAUUUCAGAAAAGAAGAAAGCAAACAAACAUGACAGACAGUACGACUUCUGAUCCAUGCCCUGUUCCCAAUCCGACUAUUGUGGACCCAUCGGCUGUGCGAAACGGACAAUGCGCCGCUGCCCAGGAUCCGAACCAUCCCAAAAGAGGGAGCCAGGGCGAUCCUUUCAAUGUGGACCGGGACCAGGAGAUGAAAAUCACAGAUAGCGUUGAGGGCCAAGGUCUCUUGGAGAGCAGCAUGCGCCUGAAGCCUCAUGAAGCUCAGAGUUACAGGAAGAAAGCUUUGUGGGUGUCCUGGAUCUCCAUUGUGGUGACGCUCAUCUUGGCUGUGGCAGGCUUCACUGUAUCCUUCAUGAGACACAGUGCAUCAGCUUUUGGAUUUGCCUUUGACGCGACGUUAGAUGUUCUUUCCUCCAUUAUAGUGCUGUGGCGCUAUAGCAAUGCUGCAGCGGUGCACUCUGCCCAUAGAGAAUACAUAGCAUGUGUGAUCCUGGGUGUGAUAUUCAUCUUGUCAUCAAUGUGUAUUUUGGGUAAGGCCAUCCAUGAUCUGGCCACCAAACUUCUUCCUGAAGUGGAUGACUUCCUGUUCAGCGUUUCUAUCGUCAGUGGCCUCGUGUGUGUCAUUCUUGCUGUUGUCAAGUUCAUGCUGGGAAGGAUUUUGACCAGCAGAGCCCUAAUCACUGAUGGCUUUAAUUCUAUGGUUGGAAUAUUGAAAAAUAGCUUCAAUAUUAACAGGAAUGAUCCAUAA
Messenger RNA from Sinocyclocheilus grahami, 794 nucleotides. RefSeq names its product transmembrane protein 163a (gene tmem163a). The record is from RefSeq and is a predicted model, not a curated record. The coding region runs from base 78 to 794 and encodes 238 amino acids. Gene Ontology annotation, cellular component: synaptic vesicle membrane. NCBI's taxonomy places the organism in Eukaryota, Metazoa, Chordata, Actinopteri, Cypriniformes, Cyprinidae. The transcript is spliced from 7 exons. Gene Ontology annotation, molecular function: zinc ion binding.